Plasmodium relictum is the source of this 2745-nucleotide messenger RNA. RefSeq names its product rhoptry-associated protein 1, putative (gene RAP1). The transcript has a single exon. Bases 1 to 2745 code for a protein of 914 amino acids. Lineage: Eukaryota; Apicomplexa; Aconoidasida; Haemosporida; Plasmodiidae. The record is from RefSeq and is a predicted model, not a curated record.
AUGAUUUUUUACAUAGAAUAUAUCAUAAUACUUUUUCAUUUAAUUUAUUAUAAUUUGGCUAGUAGUAUAAAUACAAAUGAUAAUAAUAAAUUACAAUUUAGUAACAGAAACUCAUGGAAUCCUGUAAAUAAUAAAUUUAGUUUAGAUGAUUUACCAAGAUAUUUUUCAAAAGAAUCAUUUUUAGAGAGUAAUGCAGAAGAUAGAAAUUCCAAUAGUUCUUCAGGUAAUCAAGGAAAUAAAAAAAGGAAACAAAGGAGAAGAAAACAAUUAAAAACAAAAGGAGCACCUGUUGAAACAGGAGGAACUCAAGUUGAAACAGGAGGAACUCAAGUUGAAACAGAAGGAACACUAGUUGAUACAGAAGGAACACCAGUUAAAACAGAAGGAACACCAGUUGAUACAGAAGGAACACCAGUUGAUACAGAAGGAACACCAGUUGAUACAGAAGGAACACCAGUUGAAACAGAAGAAACACCAGUUGAAACAGAAGAAACACCAGUUGAUACAGAAGAAACACCAGUUGAUACAGAAGGAACACCAGUUGAUACAGAAGGAACACCAGUUGAUACAGAAGGAACACCAGUUGAUACAGAGGGAACGCAAGUUGAAGCAGAAGAAAAACAAUUUGAAACAAAAGGAACGCAAGUUGAAGCAGAAGAAAAACAAUUUGAAACAAAAGGAACGCAAGUUGAAGCAGGAGCACCAGGUAAAGGAGAAGGACCAAAUACAAGAGAUUCAACUCAUAGAACUACCGCAUCUUCUAAAAGUACAAAUCCAUUUACUCCAGAUAGCGGAGAGGAAUUAGAUGAAAAUACUUUUGAAAAACAUUUCACUAGUGGUGAUACAUCUGUUGGUGGUUCUUCAGGAGUUUCUACAGAAGACGUUACACAUCAUGCUACACACCAUGCUACACACCAUUCUACAGACCAUGCUGCACACCAUGCUGCACACCAUGCUGCACACCAUGCUACAGACCAUGCUGCACACCAUGCUGCACACCAUCAAAAUCUAAAAAACAUUGCACAAGUUAGUUCACUUUUAGAUGAAGCUAAUGAACAACAGAGCCAUGAGGAUGAUAGUGGAUUUUUACCUUUUAGAGAAACUGGUUCUGCUUAUGAAAAAAAAAGACAAGAUUCAUUUUUUAGUAGUACAUUCCCUUCAGUAGCAAUUCAUCAACCUUAUGCUGAAAAAGGAGGAUAUGAUUAUAUUCCUGUAAUUGAUGAUGAUAUGCUUUCAAAAGCUAGAACUUUACGUUAUAGUAUUGAAUCUAUUAAAGAUGAUGAUGAUGACUCCAUACCAAAAAAAAAGAGUAAAUUUAUGGAACUCCUUGAUAAAAUCAACAUUUUUAAAAAAAAAAAAGGAAAAGUACCAUUAGAACCAUCAAGUGAAGAAGAUAAAACAAAAAAAAUGAAGAUUCCAAAGCCUGAUAGUCCAGCUUCAAAAAUUCAUUUAGUAGAGUGCCCCUAUGAGGGAUUAUUAUUUCAUGAUUAUAAAUCUAUAAGUAAGGAAUUAGAAAAAAUGAAAAAUAAUAAAUAUUUAGUAAAUGAAAGUAUACAAAGUACGACGGAAUGUUUUAGAAAUUUAGGAGUUGAUCAGCAACUUUUACAAAAUACUACUACAAGUAUGGGAUCUAUGAUUGGUACUUUUGGUAUUUUUCCAUUAGUUAGUUCUGUAUUUGAAAGUGAUCUUCUUAUGUAUGAAAAUGGUUUGGAUUAUAUUACAUUGGCAAGUUCAUUUAAUAUAACAAAAGAAGGUGCAAAAAAAUUAGAUAAUUUCAAUUUCUGCUUAAUAAACCCAGGUAAAUUAGCAAUACUUCUUAAAGAUAAAAAUAUUAAAGAGGCAAUUGGAAAUAGUAAAGAUUUUCGUAAUAAAUAUAAUAAAUUUAUGGAAAAAUCAAUAGUUUGCCAUAUUGAAUCAUUAAUUUUUGAUAAUAUAUCUCCACCAAAAACUACAAAACAAUUACUUUCUAUUGUGAAAAAAAAAUUAUACCUAGUUCAAAUUGGAUUAAGUUUUAGUAAUAAAAUCAUGGUUUCAAAAAUAUUUAGAAAAAUAGAAAAAAAUCCUGAUGAGACUAUUAAUAAGAUUCGUUUUCUUUAUAAUAACAUAGAAGAAAUAACAAGGAAUCUUAGUGAAAAUGCAACAAGGAAUAUCUGUACAAACUUUUCAGGGAAUCCUAAUUACUUGAUAGCACAAUCAAAUGUUAAUACUUAUAUUAAAAUGUUUGUCAACUUAUAUAAUACAUGUGUUGCAAAUGUAACUGUUUAUAAUGAAACUUUAUCUAAAAUUCAUAAACAAAUGAAGAAUAUUAUGAAACUUGUUCCUAGACGUCCAGCAUUGACUAGUUUGCACUUUAACUCUGUCUUAGAAAAAAAUAAGAAAAAAAAAUCAAAAAAUAGUAAUCAAGAUGAACGUGAAAAUUCUAUUGAACCAUAUACUCGUGUUCACUUAGAAAAAGCACCUAUGGCUUCAAUUGUAAAUGAUUUCUUUGAAAGUAAAAAAAAAGAAUUACUAGAUAUGCUAUCUCACAUGAAAAUAGAGAUGGCAUUCUUAUUAAAAGAUGAUUAUGUAUCACUAUCUUCAAAUAAAGGAAUAGAGAAAAAAAAAUUACAAAAAAUUAAAAAGAAAUAUAAAGCAGAAAUAAAGAAAUUUUUCAGUAAGAUUCGUAGAGACUAUGCUAAAUUAUUAGAAUUACGCUUUAAAAAUCACACGAAUAGGAAUUAUUUAUUAUUUAAUUACCUAUAUUAA